Molecule: messenger RNA, 369 nt
Organism: Symbiodinium necroappetens
Lineage: Eukaryota; Dinophyceae; Suessiales; Symbiodiniaceae
Source: the annotation of a GenBank genome assembly
AUGACGCAGCUGGAGAACAAUUUGGUCAUGUACGAUAAGAACAGCAUGGAGCCGGUGCAGCAGCUGUGGGGCACCACCGAAAACCGGAUGGAGUGCCAAUGUGGGCUUGAAAAGGUGGAGCGGAUGAAGGAGUGGCCUACGUAUCGGCUCACGCUGAAAGACUUCUGCAAAGCAUGGCCGGGGGCGAAGGUCUUUGUGAACGAUUACUCCACCAAAGGUCUCAAGCCGACCUUCUCCGAAAACCCUGUGGUAUACCUCUAUGACCUGAUGAUGGACACGAUCUUCGCCCAAUCCAUCAUCUACCAGAAGACCAACGAGAAGCCAGUGUUUCCCACUCUGAAGCACGUCGACAGCAGGCUUCCCAGCAAG